UAUCAGCUGGCUUUGCCGGUAUAAGAAGCAGCAAGAUAACAAAUAUUGAAAAAAGAAAGGUCCGGUCUCCUCUAUGUUGUAAGAGGUGACGAAAAUUCGUGGUCAACGCAAACACAAUUAAAUUAAAUAUGAACGCUUUGCGGCACACAAUAUCGCUGCUCUCGCUGAGCAGCUUCCAGCUGGGCAGGCGCAUGAGGAGUCAGCAUUUUCGGGGCUUUUUGCUUGGCACCGGACUAGGCCUCUCGACCUUUGCAACGGUCACGUACGCACAAGCAGAGGCCGCAAAGGUCAAUCGCAAGUUAAACACAUCCAAAUUCAUGGCCGAACCUAUUACUGAUGCCAACACGCUGCUCGAGGAUGCGGAUGAGAAUAUGCGACAUCGCAUGGAACUAAUGAUAAUGGAGAUUCAAGCGGAAUUCUGCCGUGCCCUGGAAUCUGAAGAGUUCAGCGGCCAGAAAUUCAAAGUGGAUCGCUGGAUGCGCAAAGAGGGUGGCGGUGGUGUCACCUGUGUGCUUCAGGAUGGCGAUGUUUUCGAGAAAGCGGGCGUCAAUGUCUCUGUGGUCACAGGAAGCCUGCCACCUGCUGCAGUGCAGCAGAUGCGUGCCCGAGGCAAGGCGUUGACGGAGAACGUGAAGCUGCCCUUCUUUGCCAGCGGUGUCAGCGCUGUGAUCCAUCCACGUAAUCCUCAUGUGCCCACGAUACACUUUAACUAUCGCUACUUUGAGGUGCAGUUGCCCGAUGGCAGCAAACAAUGGUGGUUUGGCGGUGGCACCGAUCUAACACCUUAUUAUCUGGACGAAGCGGAUGCGCGUCACUUUCACAAGACUCUGAAGGCGGCCUGCGAUGAACACGAUGUCAGCUAUUAUCCCAAGUUCAAGAAAUGGUGCGAUGAUUACUUUCACAUCAAGCAUCGCAAUGAAAGUCGCGGCAUUGGCGGCAUCUUCUUCGAUGACAUCGACGAACCCAGCCAACAGGAAGCCUUCAACUUUGUGAAGAGCUGUGCGAAAGCGGUGACGCCUUCGUAUUUGCCCCUGGUCCAGAAGCACAAGAAUGCAGCCUAUGGCGACAAGGAGCGGCAAUGGCAAUUGCUGCGACGCGGUCGCUAUGUGGAGUUCAACUUGAUCUAUGAUCGGGGCACAAAGUUUGGCCUUUAUACGCCUGGAGCACGCUACGAGAGCAUCCUCAUGUCUUUGCCCCUGCACGCCAGGUGGGAAUAUAUGCAUGAACCACAGGCCAAGUCCAAGGAGAACGCCUUGCUGCAAGUGCUGCAAAAUCCCAAGGAGUGGGUCUAAACUAUGCCGACCAUGACAAUUGAAUGGUUUACUAAUUGUAUUUAUUUUUAAUAGUGGGGAAUACGGUGCCUUUUCAUCAAUACUUAAAUUUGUAAAUAACUCUUGUUUUCAAGC
This is a messenger RNA of Drosophila albomicans, 1406 nucleotides long. RefSeq names its product oxygen-dependent coproporphyrinogen-III oxidase (gene Coprox). Bases 129 to 1292 code for a protein of 387 amino acids. The record is from RefSeq and is a predicted model, not a curated record. Gene Ontology annotation, molecular function: coproporphyrinogen oxidase activity. NCBI's taxonomy places the organism in Eukaryota, Metazoa, Arthropoda, Insecta, Diptera, Drosophilidae. Gene Ontology annotation, cellular component: mitochondrial intermembrane space; cytoplasm. The transcript has a single exon.